UGGUUUAGUCUCCAUAUCUGAUCUUCCUUAAAGUGAUCUGCAUCCAAAUGCGGGCGACGCAGGCUUUAAACGACAGUCGCCUCGCCCCUCCGCGCAUAAGCAUCGGAAGAAUCGGUCCUAGCGAUCUUUGUCCUCCGACUACAGCUAGCCAGAUUUUGACAUAGCUGUCCAUCAGAGGACUCAUUGCAAUUGUGUGAGGUCAUAGUGAAACUAGGUGGAGGGAACUAGAAAAGAAAUAGGAAAUGAGAAAAGAAUUUAUUGUUAUUUUCUGAUUGGCGAAUAGUUCAAGCAAAUUUUUACGGAUUCUGAUAAUUCCUUGUCAUCAAGUAAGAUGAGUAGGACAAAUGGGAGAAAGGAGGUGACUGGUAACUAUAAUGGAGGAACCUCCGCUCGAACUCGACCUCUCAGCUUUGAAGAGAUAAUGUUGAAGCGAAAACUCGCAGCUGAUGGUAAAGAAAGAACAAGUAUCUUGAAGGAACAUUUGGUACAAAAUGAUGUAAAACUGACUUCAGCCCACAUGGAUAGUGCAAGGGACAAUAGGAGCACGAAAUAUUUUAAGGAGGAGAAGAAAGAAAGAUCUCUCAAGACAAAGGAAAAAAUAAUGAAGGCAAAGGAUGGUAAUUUGGGGACAACCUACAAGCACAAGCCUGGCUCAAAUGAGAUGUCAAAGUCAAACUACACAAGUAGCAACAAGGAUAAAGAAAGAACAAACGAAAAGCAGACUAAUCAUAGAAGCAAAGAUGACAAAAUGCAGACAAGUUUUAGAAAUGAUCUAAAGAGGAAGCAAAUGAAACAAAGCACAGAAAAGGAUAAACAUGAUAAUAGAGAUAGAAAAUCAAGGGAGGAGAUACAAAGAAAGGAAUAUCGUUAUGCUGAUGAAAAAAAUAAAUCUGAAACUGAGUACUUUAGUUUGAGAAAGUUUGAUAAGUAUGAUUCAGAGAGACUUCAAUAUUCAGAAUAUGCAGAAAGAAAUGAUAGAAGGAAGGAAGGUUCAAAGCCUUAUUUUGAAGAACCCAAGUCAAAAAGAAGGAGAUCUAGAAGCCCGGGACAGGAACCAGAACGCUAUAGGUCUGUCUCAUCCUCUCCUCGGGCACAUAAGCGUUCCUAUCGUGGAUGGGAGCAUGAGCAUUCAUCAUUAUCAUCAUUCAAAGAAAAAUCAAGGAGAAAGCAUUCUGAUGGGGACAAGCUGAGAACAUCAGGAAAUGGUGGAUAUAACAGUUCCAAUUAUCAUAAACAUGGGACUAGGCUUGGUGGCUACUCUCCUAGGAAGAGGAGACCUGAGGCACCUCAUAAGAGUCCAUCACCAAUUCUCCCAUCACAAGAACGAAAAGCUGCCAAAUGGGAUCAGCUUCCUUCAGAGGCAAGGAAUUCUGGUUUCAUGCUGAUGCCUUCUAAUGAUCAGACAACUGUCACUAAAAUACAAGAGCCAGCCUCAACCGCUCCAGUUACAACAGCUACCACCAUUCCACAGCGUGCCCCUACUGUAGAGAUUCUAUCGUCAGAGAUUAGUGCAUCUGUUGAUUCUGUGCAGCUAACUCAAGCAACCCGCCCUAUGAGAAGGCUUUAUGUAGACAAUUUACCUGCAUCAGCCUCUGAAAAGGCAGUAGUGGAUUUUCUUAAUGAUCUGUUAGUAUCAUCAGGUGUUCAUCACAUCAAAGGAACUAGUCCAUGUAUCAACUGCAUAUUAAAUAAAGAGAGAAAUCAGGCUCUUGUUGAAUUUCUCACACCCCAGGAUGCUACUUCUGCCCUCACAUUUGAUGGAAGAUCAUUCUCCGGAGCUCUUCUUAAGUUCAGAAGAACAAAAGACUUUGUUGAAGCAUUAACUGGUGCUCCAGAGAAACGACAGGAAGAGAUAAGGGCCGUGGCUGACAUUGUGAGGGAUUCACCCCACAAGAUCUUCAUAGGAGGAAUUUCUGAGGAUAUCUCAUCUAGUCUUCUUGAAGAGAUUGUCAGUGCAUAUGGGGAUCUUAAAUCAUAUCGCUUUGGGUUUGAGAAGAAACAUAAUGGACCAUGUGCUUUUCUCGAGUAUGAAGACCAUGCAGUUACUUUAAAGGCAUGCUCUGGGCUAAAUGGGAUGAAGCUUGGUGGGCAUAUUCUAACUGUAGUGCAAGCUCUUCCUGAUUUCCAGGUCGAGGAAAAAACAGAGUGUGCUCCAUGUUAUGAUAUUCCUGUGCAUGCCAAGCCACUACUUGCCCCAUCAACUAAAGUCCUUCAUUUAAAAAAUGUGUUCAAUGAGGAGUUUAUGCUGCUUUCUGAAUCCGAACUGGAGGAAGUGUUAGAUGAUGUACGUUUGGAGUGCACGAGGUUUGGAACUGUAAAAGAAGUCAAUCUCGUAAGAUACAACGACAACCAAGUAGCUGUUGCUGGAGCUUGUGAAACGUGUAAUAAUGAAGAUUCCAUCGAGAUAGAAUGCAGAACAGAGGAUCCAAGCGAUCAGCAUCAACACAGUCAAGAUCUAAUGCGUGAAGGAGACAUUGAAAGUGCAGGAGAUACCAGCAACGGUAGUGGUGAAGAUGUGCUGCGAAUCGAUGACUCUUCUGCAAUAGAGAUACAACAUAUUGCUGAUGUGGAAAUUGGCCAACAACUGGAAUCUAACAAGGUCACAAGUAUGAAUGAAGAACAGAUUGGCCCAAGUCCAGGUUCAUCGUCACCGAAACUAGAUACGGUAGAUGCCGAAAUUGGAAGUAGCUCUUGCCGGAAUGUUACUGCUGCUGAACCUGCAGAAUCCACAAUUGAUCGAAUGGACUCCAGAACAGUAGUAGACAAAGGAACUGGGGAUAGCGACGAGUUUGCGUUCGAACCAGGCAGUAUAUUUGUGGAGUUCUUAAGGAAAGAAGCAGCUUGCACGGCUGCACACUCAUUGCACGGUCGAACUUAUGGCGAACAGAUUGUCACAGCUGGCUUCUUCCCGUACGAUAAGUAUACAGCACGAUUCCAUGGAUCAAAGCAGUCAUGACAGUGAUUCAGACUUUAAAAUUGAUCUUCAUAGUAAAUGAAGGUUUUACGGAAGUAGAACUUGACAAAGACAUCGGAGGUUGUUAGUUAUUAUUACCCAUAUGUAAGUACAAAUAUCGAUAUUCCAAUUUCCUCUGCUAGAUUGCCUCCAGAUUUUGCUGCUGACUUUCUACUCAAAUAUGAGCAACAUGGAAAAUGAGUCUGUUAUGUGACUGGAACAUUUACCUGCUUACUGUCUUAAGAAUUUCAUUCACAUUGUCGAAAAUGGAAUUGGUUGAUGGGGGAUGAAAUAGUUAUUCAAUA
Messenger RNA from Zingiber officinale, 3258 nucleotides. RefSeq lists its product as uncharacterized. The transcript has 10 exons. Bases 332 to 2956 code for a protein of 874 amino acids. Gene Ontology annotation, molecular function: pre-mRNA 3'-splice site binding; poly-pyrimidine tract binding. Gene Ontology annotation, cellular component: nuclear speck; U2-type prespliceosome; U2AF complex. The record is from RefSeq and is a predicted model, not a curated record. NCBI's taxonomy places the organism in Eukaryota, Viridiplantae, Streptophyta, Magnoliopsida, Zingiberales, Zingiberaceae.